AUGGUGGGUGGAAGGAAUAUUCCUGUGCUAGGUCGCAAUUUUGACCUCUCACCCGCAGUGUCGCGGUUCUCCGCUGCUCGAAUGUACUUGAGACGUGGAGCUAAGAAACCGAUUGUGAAGAAGUCAGAUGAGCCUCUCAUGCUCCCCCUUCAACGAACGGGCCCUAAGUUCAAGCUCGGACAUCAUAAGAAGGUCCCUCUCAGGAAGUCUCUCACUCCAGGAACAGUCCUUAUCGUGCUUGCUGGACGCCAUAAGGGAAAGCGCGUCGUCUUCUUGAAGCAGCUCGAGAAGUCGGGUCUACUCCUUGUUACCGGACCACAUAAGCUGAACAACUUCCCUCUCCGAAGAAUUGCUCAAGCUUUUGUCAUUGCCACGAAGACAAAGGUUGAUGUUUCCGGUGUAAAGAUCCCAAAUCACAUCAAUGACGACUACUUCAAGCGAAAGACCCUCUCCGGAAAGAAGGGCGAGAACAUUUUCGCAGCAGGAAAGGUUGAAUAUCAGGUUACCGAGCAAAGAAAAACAGACCAGAAAGCCAUCGACAAGCCGAUCCUUGCCGCUAUCAAGAAGCACCCAGAACACAAAUUCCUCUUCGGUUACUUGGGAUCGCGCUUCAUGUUGGGCAAGAGGCAGUACCCUCACAACAUGGUGUUCUAA
Necator americanus (New World hookworm) is the source of this 654-nucleotide messenger RNA. RefSeq lists its product as uncharacterized. Lineage: Eukaryota; Metazoa; Nematoda; Chromadorea; Rhabditida; Ancylostomatidae. The record is from RefSeq and is a predicted model, not a curated record. Gene Ontology annotation, biological process: cytoplasmic translation; ribosomal large subunit assembly. Gene Ontology annotation, cellular component: cytosolic large ribosomal subunit; ribosome. The transcript has 4 exons. Gene Ontology annotation, molecular function: structural constituent of ribosome; RNA binding. Bases 1 to 654 code for a protein of 217 amino acids.